AUGAAGCGAAUUAAUGAAUUCGUAUUUAUAAAGAUUGUCAGGGAUUGUCCGGCGAUGCUCGAGGUUUCAGACACCAUCACGACGGAUCUCGUCGCGAAGACGCAAUUUGAAAUAAAAAAAUGCGAAAAUUUAUGCGGAAGUGAGAAAAUAGAAGCAACAAACGGCGUCAAUGAAGACGAUGCUCCAAGAGUUUCCUUAAAUUACGAUCACACGUUCGAUUUAAAUAAUGAAAAAUCAUCCUAUUGCAAUUCUAGUAUGACAAGCGAUUGCGACGUCGUUUUCAUGGACGACGAUCUCGAAUACUACGACGCGACAAUCCAGGGAGAAGAUUCCGAAGAUAGCGAGAAGACAAUUAAAGAUGAUUUUCUGCUAGAUGAUCGAUACGCAAAUUCUUUGUCAAAAUAUCUCGGCAGUGUCGACUCGACGUACGAAAAAAUAUGUCAAAUUAAGCAUAGCGGAGAAAAAUUUGUCGAUUCAGGGAUUUCUUUAAAUAAUACAAAUGUAGAGGAUAAUAAUGAUGAAAUUGCGCGACGAAUUAUUGACGGUUACGUUGAUUCGCGGAUCAUGGCUGAGAAAAGCGUUCCAAGUGAGAAUAUUGAGGAAGAGAUUAAAGAUAAAGAAACCAGACUUGAACGGAAUAGUAAAUCCUGUAUAAACGACAUUGAAAAUUCUUUUCGAGAAAAAAUAGAUAUAGAGAAUGUAGCUGUUUCAAGUAUAAAAUCCAACAAUUAUUAUAUAGAUAAUAACGAGAGUUAUCUUAAAGAUGCCGUCGAUCUUUUGAAAUAUACGGGAGAGAACAGAACGUUGAGCAUUGAGGAAGACAGUGUAGAAAGAACAAUUACAGAAAUAAAAGAAAUGGAUAAGAUAAUCAAGGAUCUUUUGUAUACAAACGAUGACGAACAAAACGAUUCGGCGGAGGAACGAAUGGUAGAGAGUUUAUCUGCGGAAUUGGAAAGCGAUCACGAUGACGUGAUGCGGAAGAUAAUCGAAAGCUGUUCCAAUGUUUCCAUAGAUUUUCAGCAUCAUUCGCCGAUACGCGAAAAUGCGACUCCCGAUUUCGAAGAAUCGAGUAGCGAAUAUUUGAUUAAGAAAUUUCAGGGAAACAAACUUUUCUCGCAUUUUCGCGAUGUUUCUGAUACUGCCAUAGCGAAAGAGGAUAUACUGAAAACUAUCAAGGAGGCGGAGAAAAUAUUAACUGACAAUCCGUACAGUGACGUGUCGGAGACAAGUGUUAAUGAGAAUUAUGAUAGAGAUAAUUCGUCGGAAAGAUUUACAAAAGAAAUAAACAAUGAUGAAGAAUACAAAACAGUAAAUAAGGAAGAAAAUAAUUUUGUUGAGAAUAAGGAUACAAAGAUAAGUUUAGCAAAUGUGGAAAAUGAAUCGAAUGUUAUUGAUAGCAAUCUGCAAAAGUUAGCUGAGAUCACGUGUUCAGAUCGUCCUAAAUCGCAUAUCGAGAUUCACGAAACUUUGGAGAAGAUAGCGGAAGAAAAAAGAAAAAUUGAAGAUCGAAAGAAAGACUCGUUGGAAACACUAUCGAAGAAAUUCGAGGAGAUCGACAAGUUCAUCGCUGAUCGUUACGAUAUUUCUUAUACGUCUGAUAAAGAUCCUUGUGAAUUUAAAAUUCCUGAGGAUUUCGCCAACGAUUCCGAUAGUCUCGAUGACUUUCAUAUCGAUCAUGGAAACGUCGAGGUUCCUCUAACGAAAGUCGAAAUAAUCGAGAAUUUAAAAAUCGAGGAGUUGGAAAAGGAGCUCGCGAAUGAGAUGGAAGAGCACAAGAAACUAAUGGAUGAAUAUCAAAAAAUUAUUGCUACGGAUUUAGAAAAAAUUAAACAAGCGACUUUAGAGUCUGAAUCUGAACAAAUUAAUAACGACGAAGAAAAUGAUAAAGAAACUGCAAAUCAAUCUAGAAAUGACGAAAAUAUAAGCGACGAAUUAAAUCAAAUGUCUGGAAUAAUGACUGAUACAACAACAAUCGAAGUUGAUUCAGAAUCUGAUGACUCCUUUUUGGAAGAUUUGAGGGAACCGGAAAGAACGUACAUCAAGGGAAAGGUAUAUGAUUUCGACGAGAAAAAGCACGGCGUUAGAAUGACGGAGGAACUUAUCAGGAAGCACUGCAAGGAACAGAGACUCUAUCAGACGCCGCAUUUAAACGACGUUCUGUAUUUGCAUUACAAAGGAUUCUCCUUCAUCGAAAGUCUCGAGAAAUAUACAGGUCUCAAGUGUCUGUGGCUGGAGAGCAACGGUAUACGCGAGAUCGCCAAUCUGGAAAAUCAGGGCGAGCUCAAGUGCCUGUUCCUGCAUCACAAUCUUAUCAGCAAGAUCGAGAAUCUCGACUAUCUGACGAAGCUCGACACUGUGAAUCUCUCGCACAACACGAUACGGAGAAUCGAGAAUCUCGGUGACUCGACGAAGCGAUUAUUAUCCCGGGUAACCUUGACCUUGACGUGCCUCUGCUUUUCAGACGGUCUCAAGUUCCUGAACAACCUGAACCUGUCGCACAAUUAUCUGCGAGAAACCGCUGACAUCGAGCAUCUCCGUCUGCUGCACGCGCUCUCCAUCUUGGAUAUCUCUCACAACAAGAUCGACACCUGCGACGUCGUUGACAUUCUGGGAGACAUGAAGUCGCUGCGCGUCGUAACGUUAACCGGCAACCCGGUGCUGAAGCAGAUAAAGAUGUACCGCAAGACUAUGAUUCUCAAGUGUAAGAAUCUACAGUACCUGGACGAUCGGCCGGUGUUUCCGCGCGAUCGUGCCUGCGCCGAGGCUUGGAUGCGCGGCGGUGCCGAUGAGGAGAUGGCCGAAAGGAACCGGUGGAUCCAGGCGGAACAGAAGAAGAUCAACGACAGUGUCAUGGCCCUGAUAAACAAAAGGAAGCUGUGCAAACCGGUCGGGACGUCCGAAAAGGAGGCGGUGGAUACGAAGAAGGAGACGGAGGAGAAGGAGGAGGAAGAAAAGGACGAAGAAGUUGCCGCGAAGUCAAGCGCGCACACCGCAACGAGGAGCCGCGGUCUGCUCGACCUGGAGAGAAAGAAAAAGUCCGAGGGGCGAUCCUUUCUCGAUUCCUCAUCGUCGUCGGGCGAAGAGCUCGCGAGCGACGAAGAAAACGAACGUAUGCGACAAAAAGCAGACGAGGAAAGUGACGGAAGGAGGCCAAUGGCGGAGGAAGAGAGAAAAGUCUCCGAUGAAAACAACGAGGAGCUUCUGUUGCCCUGGAAAGCCGAGGUAUGCGAUCCUUAAAAAAUUCAACCGCAAAGGUUGGUCGAAGAAGUAUCGGAACAAUACAUUGCCGAUGACAAUCGCAAGAGCAUACAUGAUCCACUCGACAGUCGUAUCGUCGAUGGGGAAAUCAUUGAUCAUAAAAAAAUAUUAGUAACGGAAAAAGAAAAAAUAUCAGAUUUACAAAAACCGGUUGAUAAUGAAAAUAAUGAAACAAACGAUCGCAAAAACGAGAAAGCAUCUACCUGUUCCGUAUCGAGCGACACAUCGGAUCUAAAACAAAUGUUAGAAGAGAAUCAGAAACUCACGGGAACAGUCACCGGCUUGAGAGACGAUGCAUCGAACAAAAAUAUCAAGAGCUAUCAAAGAAAAAACAAAGAAUAUCCGUUCGGUUCUAAACUUAGCAGUAUCCGCGAAGAAAUGAGAGAAUUUUGCGACAAUAUGGACAAGUUUGUUGACGAAAACAAGAUAAUGUUUAAAAACGGCGAGGUGGAAGGAUUCUGGGGCGGGAGAAAAAUGGUAGACGAGAAUCUGCAAACUGAUUCCACUGAUGAUAGGGAGAUUCAAGAAACCGGGACCAAGGUUUCCACGAGCAACGAAGAUAAAUUGCAAUGGUGGAAUACUAAGGAGAGAAAACUGAAGGUCGAGGAGAUUAUAAGACAACGAGAGGACGAAGCGAGGAAAAAUAAAGUGGAGAUUAAGGACGCUGCAACGAGCAAUAAUCCCAAUUGCUCUUCAUUAGAAGAUAGGAAGCAGGUUGAUACUACGGGCAAUUUUCAAGACGUCUACGAUUUAAUGACAAUGAAGACUUGCCCGAGCUCUCUUCCGGAUUCAACGGAAACAUAUUCGAUAAAAGAUAUAGAAAAUUAUACAUGCGAGCGAUCUGCAAAAGUAUCACAAGAAGAAUCAGGCGGAAUAUUCAACAGCCUCUUUGCCGAAUUAAGGAAUCGAGACAAUAUUCAUAAAAUGAGCAAAACGAAAGUCUCAAGCGAAUUGAUGGUUCUGGAGGAGAAAUUGGAUUCCGAAAACUCAACAAUCGACACGAAACAAAAAAGUAUCCCUAAAAUUAUCAAUAUGAUAGAUCUUGUUGAUUCCGCUGAACAAUCCUCGAAAUGCAAAAAAAUAGAGACUGAUGAGAAGUAUCCAAAAAUCGAAGAUUUGGGAGAUAAAUUUAACAAUCUUCUACUCAAAUCUUCAGAAAUAAAGAAAAAUGUCGACGAAUCCGACGAUGAUUCUUUCAAGACAGCAACGUCUCUUGUAGAAGACUCACCAAUUUUGGAAAGCAAUCAAGGGUCACCAAAAGUACUAAAAUUAUCCAACGCAGAAGAUAACUGUGAUAAAAUUAUCGAUUCGAGUAAGAAUGAAAAUGUCGAUUUAAAUGACUGUUGCGAGAAAAUAAUUUCAAACAAAGAGCGCAAUGAUCUUAUUUGCGGGAACGAGAAAAUCAUUGAUAAAAUAGAAAAAUCUUCCGCUAAAAUUGAAAUGUCAAACAGCGAGCAGAAAUUAUCAGCUGGUAUCGAGGAAUCUAAUUCUCAAAUGGAAUCGCUCGUCCGAGCGAUAGAUCGCUUAACUCUGGGAAGAACGAAUCAGCCGUCUUUGAGACUGACUGGCAAAAGAACUCGCGAAGCCGAAGAUAUCGAAGUAAAUAACAAGAAAUCCUUCCUUAUUAAGGAAAUACACUCCGGAAGAAAGUCGGAGGAACGCAAAUCCCGCAGUCAAAUCUCUGAAAAAUGCAGACAGCACGUGAUACAAGAGACGAAGAAAUUCGCGAAGAAAGUAUCGCCGCUGAUCGAUAAAUGCAUAACGAAUCUGAUAAAAGACCCAGAAAAUGUAGACGGAAAAUCGCAAUAUCAUAAAUACGAUCGGCGAAGUCUCGGUGAAUAUUUGCCGUCCGGUUUAGUUUCGAAAAUAGAUUUUAAUAAACCCGCAGGUGAUUCUGGCGAACGAAAAAAUUGGCCCGUUAAAUAUGACAACAAAUCUAAUGAUGUAACAAGCGUACAGUCUGGAAAACAAGAAUUAAAGCAAACUAUUAAUUCGGAAUCUGCCAAUGAUUCAGCAUCAGUUAAUGAUUCUGAUAUUAAAUCGCUUGCCAAUAUAUUGCAACAGUCUGAAAGCAUCUAUGAGUCGGAAUCAUCGGCCAUAAAUGCUGACGUAUCGCUUUACAAAGAAUUUUGCGAUCAUCUGCACAAAUUAGAAAGCGAAAAGAAACUGCUGAUUAAGUCAGAUUUCACGAUGGACAGAGAAGAAAAAUCAAAAGAAAAGUUACCUGACGAUAAAUCAGUACAGAAAACAGAAUAUCCGAUAAAGAAACCAGUUAAACCAUUGAUUGAAGUGAUUUCUGAAAAUCCUGAAAUUUCUAAGGAUUCUAAAUCAACUUUGGAACAGAAAGAAAUUAAAGAAAGACACACCUCUCAAAAUGUUUUCGAUUAUUGUCAAAAAAAAGAUCAGGUUGUCUUCGGGUCGGUCGAGGAGACGAUUAUGAUGUCUGAAGAUUCUGAAAAUCACAUUAAUCAAGAAAGCGCAAUUAACUUGACAGAGGGAAUAAAGGUCGAAGUGUUUUCAACGUCGCGUACAUUAGGCAACACAGAAUGCAAAGAAGAGUGUAUAUUGCCAAAGGAGAAACGCGAAACUACCACGAUGAAUAUGAAAAAAAGUAUAGAGAUGCAAGUUGCGCAGGAAGACCAGAACGAAUUAUAAUCUUUUACUAUAUUAUUCUCAAAUCGAUAAUCGCAGUUAAUAAUAUGUGCUUCAUGUACGUCAAUCGGAUAAAGUGUAAAACUGACAAAAACUAUUUAUAGGAAAGCAAGUGUCUUUACACGAUUCGUCGUAGAUGAAAAUACAUUCGCUAGUUUAAGUUUGUAAUAUGUUCGACACAAAAGCUUUUUCUUAUUCUUCCAUUUGAAAUAAAUACUUUACCAUUGAUUUAAGAUCGAUUUUGUGAAUUCGAGGAUUACAAAAAUUUGAAAUGAGAAAGAAACGAGACAGGUGGUGGAACAGAUCGACCUUCUACUACGUACACUUUAUUUUUGUGUUCCACACUCACAUCAAUUAUAUAAUAAUAAUAAUAAUCAUAAUAAUGAGACGCGAUAGCGGUGAUGUCAAUGGGCCGUAAUUAAUAAUAGUAAUAAUAAUUAAUCCGUAAUUAUAUGCGCAAUGAUAAUCGGUCGCACGCGAAAGAAACGAUAGUCUGUCACGUUUAAAUAUAUUAUCUCUUUACCCUUUUCGUCUCUUAUUCAGCCUGUGGCCUCCAGAAAGAUUUCAGAUGGACCGUUUAUACCCGCAGAAGCUAACCACCUUGUCACUUGGCAAAAAGCUCUUGAUAUUAUACUAUAUUUAUAUAGAGUGAUGCCGCAUAUAACGAAAUUGUCUCUCCUCCCCCAUUCUUCCUUUCUCGAGUCUCGACUCCCUGUUUUUUUUUUUUUUUCACAUCGUCUCCCGUUCUGUUUACAACAUAUCUGUGUAGGAAAUAAUAAGGAACGUGUAUUCCUCCCCUCUCCUUCUCUCUCAAACAAGCGUACGGAUUACAUGCCUUCCGCUAAGAUCGUUUAUAGUAAUAGAUUUAUAAAUAUGCACGUAUAUAUCACCUCGCUGUCCUCUUCGCACAGGCACGCAGAAAUAAAAUUUGGUAUUCUGUUUUUUUUUCUUUUUUUUUUCUUUGUAUGUAUCUUUGUUUUCUUUUUCUCACUCAUUCUUACAUAGUUUACUUGUAUUCUCUCAUAGAUAAUUCUUUUCUCUCUCGCUCGCAUUCUCGUUUGCUCUCUAAUUGUAAGUUAUUCUUUAAAACGUAUCAAGGGUGUCGAUAAAGAACGAUCGAUGAUCGAGACUGAGAAAAUUGGGGCGAGUUUUCACGAAGAGAUUUCCUUUGAUUUGAAAGCGCGAUCUUCGCCGCGUUCAUCGAUCAAACGCUUCAUCGACACCCUGCACAUACGUCUCUUUGGGCUUAUCCCCUCGUACUAUCGUAUCGUUAUCGUGAUAAUAGUUGUGUGCCGGUUGUUUCCGUCGCGGUUAAUGAUUAGUUGAUGCGUUACAGCCCUUACAUUUUACGACUUAUGACUUACGUUAUACAGAGAGUAUCUUACGCACUAAGUGUUUCUCUUUCCAAAAAGUUGGAAAGUUCGCCGCUUUGGUUUCUCCUUCUUUUUUUUUGUCCCUCAUCGUAGGGCCACCAUCGACUUCUCAUCGUCGAUUACGUACAGUUUCGUCGAUAACAAAAUCGAACAGCGCUUUUGUCAGAAAAGAUGCUCCUUAUGUUCGGUUUUGUUUCUCAACAGCAUAAAAAAGAAGCAAUUGUUCUCGCGACACCGUAACAGACAUAUAAUUCCGGUCAUCGUAAUUUGCAAUCACGAAGUAGAAGCAACAGAACUUUGUCACACCCCUGUCACGUUCUCUGUAUUUUUUUUUUUUUCUUUUGCAGUUUGGUUUUUAUUAUAUAAGAGAUUGCUCAAUCUCACUUUGACUUGAUUAAAAAAACGCGCGUCAGUCUUUUGCUCUGAUGCAAUAAAAAUAAAUCUUCUUUCGCCGUUCCCUUACUUUUGUUCCCGUUUCGGACGAAGCUUCGUCGUGAGUUAUAAUAACUAAAGCGAUGCGAUUCUUAUUUCUUACAAGAGCGCGUUUAAUGAGCGUUCUCGCCGAUAAAUUCUGAUAAGCUUUGUACUUCGAUAAUCAUUUUUUAAUUAAGAUUGUCAUUGUAAUAUUGCAAAAAACUGAGUUAAAAGGAAAUAAAUAAAGCAAUAUACCGAAUUUAUGUUGAAAAAAUAUACGAAUAAAUAUUCUUUUUUAUUUCAAAGAUAUGUUCCAAUAAAUAUCAUCGUGAAUAACGUUAUAUAUUUAUGUAUCUGAUAUUAAAAACUUGCUAAAAUAUUUUUUUUUAAUCUUAAACAUUGUUACAAUUAAGAAACGUGAAAAAGUUAAAGCGCGUAAAAAUACGAGUUUAUCAGUUUCCCGUUUUUCUCCUUCAUGAUUGCAGAUCGAACGAACCAGACCUUCGUAGCACUAAGUUUACAAUAAAAUUACGUAAAAAUCGUUAGACGAUUCAAGGCGCGCCUAAAGGAAACUUUACAAAACCAUAACCAUGUCUAGGUAAUGAAAUUCUAAAAAAUGCCGUUCCCUUAUUAGAAUGUCGGCUCAUUAUUAUAGAAUCACGUUAAUGUUAAUGAGAAAUGCUGCGAAGGAAUCGAGUUUACAAGUAGUAACAAAAGCUCGUGUUUCGAAUUCGCGAUUCGCUUAAAAGGAUACGCACUUCGUUUGCACACCCUCUUAGGUAUAUUUACGUAUGUAUGUGCUUAAAAAAAUCGCGCGCGCGUCGAUGACUAUAAAUGACUUAGGAUACGAUAUUGAAAUCGAAAGAUAUUAUUAUCGAACACUAUGCAAACGUGACCCUCGUACGCUCGUCGUCUUUUUGACACGUAUGACAUUUGCGAUGCAGUUUCUCUGGGCAUAUUUAAUAAGCGUUACGCAUUUAAAUACGCAAUUAAAUAAUUAAAAUGUGUGAGAUGUAAAUAAAUACGUAAUUAGUAUUCACUUUCUCUUGCGAUCGAUAAAGCAUAUAUUCGCAUAGCUUCUAUUUUAAUUGCAGAUUUUUUUAGAUAUAUUCCGCCGAAACGCAUUUGUCAAGUUUCUAUUUUCUUUUCUUCGUAAUCUCUUAAAUAUGCACAGAGAAAGAUACGCGAAAGAACUAAACAGCUCUCGCGUACUGCAAUCUCUUUCACAUGCAAAUCUCGCAGUUUCAUGAAAUAAAAUAAUUAAUCAAUCGCCCCCGUCUGGCUCAAUUUUUACUUUGCGGAAUUUUAAAAACCGCGACGGGAGAUGUAAAUAUAAUGACGCUCUGAGUUGAUAUCAUGAUACUAAUUAUGAACCAUGCAUCCUUAAUUGCGGUUACCGUACAGAUGAGCUAUGUCGUUUUCUUUUUUUCUACGUAGAUGAUUUACCUGAUAAUGAAUGAAUACAGACAGAUGACUUUUGUGCUUGAAAGAAUCAUUUCCAGAUUAUAUUUCGCGUAAACUUCUCUCUAUUGCGGAAUGUAAUCAGACGUUAUAUUAUUCUGAUAAGUUUUCUGUGUGAAAGUGUAGAUAUAAACAGAUACCGAAAGCCAGCGUAGCUUAUUGCGGUAAAAAUAAUGCGUAUAUAAGUGUGUGUAUGUGUAAAGAUAUUUUUAUAUUAAAAACAUUUAAAUGGAAUGGAAUAACCCGAUGUAGGGAGAAAGAAAAACUUUGAAAUUUGACUCCAAUUCGAAUGCAACAAUUAUCCAUCUAUAACUCAAUGAAAUUCGCGUCUUUCUUCUUAUUAUCCGUGAACAGAUUGUAAUUCUCUUCCGAAACAAUUCUUCCUAACGAAGAAUGCGAAUGACGAUGAAUUCCGCGACAGGGACACAUCCACGAGGUCUCCGAAAUAUGACGAUUAUAUCGCAAAAAAAAAAAA
This is a messenger RNA of Formica exsecta, 9633 nucleotides long. It is a transcript of the gene dtr, whose product is annotated as dynein assembly factor 1, axonemal homolog. The record is from RefSeq and is a predicted model, not a curated record. NCBI's taxonomy places the organism in Eukaryota, Metazoa, Arthropoda, Insecta, Hymenoptera, Formicidae. Gene Ontology annotation, molecular function: protein binding.